This is a messenger RNA of Cryptomeria japonica (Japanese cedar), 441 nucleotides long. RefSeq lists its product as uncharacterized. Gene Ontology annotation, molecular function: nucleic acid binding. NCBI's taxonomy places the organism in Eukaryota, Viridiplantae, Streptophyta, Pinopsida, Cupressales, Cupressaceae. Gene Ontology annotation, biological process: DNA integration. The record is from RefSeq and is a predicted model, not a curated record. Bases 1 to 441 code for a protein of 146 amino acids. The transcript has a single exon.
AUGAAGGGUGGCUAUUAUUGGCCCACAUUAUUUAGAGAUGCACAUGUAUGGGAUAGAAAGUGCAAAGAAUGCGCUUUGUUUGCUGGCAAAGAGAGAUUGGCAACUUUACCUUUGCAGCCAAUCCAGGUUGAACAACCCUUCAUGAGGUGGGGUUUGGACUUUAUUGGGGUGAUAAACCCUUCAUCCAGUGCUGGCAAUAAGUGGGUACUUACAACCAUAGACUAUUUCACCAAAUGGACUGAAGCAGUGGCACUAAAGGAGGCAAAUGAGUCUACUAUUCUAAAUUUUUAUGAAGAUUUGGUUGCCAGAUUUGGAGUUCCCAAGUCCAUCAUUUCAGACAAUGGUCUUGCUUUUGUUGGUCUUAAAAUCUCUGAUUGGGGUGUCAAGAAAGGGAUCUACCUAAAUACAUCCUCCAACUACUAUCCGCAAAGCAAUGGCUAG